Messenger RNA from Alternaria conjuncta, 1560 nucleotides. RefSeq lists its product as uncharacterized. The coding region runs from base 1 to 1560 and encodes 519 amino acids. NCBI's taxonomy places the organism in Eukaryota, Fungi, Ascomycota, Dothideomycetes, Pleosporales, Pleosporaceae. The record is from RefSeq and is a predicted model, not a curated record. The transcript has 4 exons. Gene Ontology annotation, molecular function: oxidoreductase activity; molybdenum ion binding. Gene Ontology annotation, cellular component: mitochondrion.
AUGGCGCCUGCUGAACCCAACGCAAAGCCUUUCGAGCUUUUGACGGCCGAAGAGCCAAAUUUUCCAGAAGAGCGAGAAGGGUGGAAAGGAUACAUCGAGUGGGAGCGAUACCCAGAAAAGAAGAAGCAGGCGGCGGAAAUCCUGGCGAAAUAUGACUUCCCCGUACCUCCCGAAUUCCAGUUGGAGCCGUUGCCCAAGACCAACCCGGUCCUUGAAGGUGUGCGAUGGAAACACUACCACUAUGCUAUGGGCAAGACGCUGAAGGAUAUGCCGGGCGACUCAUGGGAACACGUCAAGAAAGAGAAGAGCGAGGACAUGGUCCAUGUACUGCAAUUCCCUUACAACGGAGAGCCAGAGCGCAAGCGCCUUGUCGAAACGGAGAUUACCAACAACAAAGACCACUUUGUCCGUAAUCACGGUGGCAUUCCUGAGAUCGACCCGGAGAAAUACUUCUUCGAAGUCGAAGGUCUCGUCGACAAGCCAAAGAAGAUCACAUUGAAGGAAUUACAGGACGAGAGCAUCUUCCCACGCAUGGAGACCUGCGUCACUCUUCAGUGUAGUGGUACGCGCCGUAUCGAGCAGAUCCACGACUACCCUGGAGACGGAGACGAACUCAUCAAUGCGCCGUGGGGAGAAGGUGCCAUCGGUACGGCCCGUUACGUGGGCGUCAGUCUCAAGAAGGUGCUCAAGUACUGCGGACUGAAGCCGGAAGGAAAGCACGUCGAGUUCUUUGGCGCCGACACCUACUUCAAGAAGGGUCACGUAUACAACUACGCUGUAUCAGUACCGACCCGCAAGGUGAAGAUCAACGAGGUCAUGCUGGCGUGGGAGAUGAACGGAGAGCCACUGCCCGCCAUCCAUGGCUUCCCACUCCGUACCGUCGUAAUGGGCUACAUCGGCGCCAGAAGCUGCAAAUGGCUCACUCGCAUCAACGUCAUCGACCAGCCGUCUCUAGCUCCCGUUCAAAUGAAGGAGUACCUCUACUAUACUCCGCAGAACGGCAAGCAAAACGUCACAUACAGCAACGGUUUCAGUAUCCAAACUAUGCCUGUCGCGAGUGCUAUCAUGACGCCUGUCGACAAAGACGUCAUUGUACACGAUGGGAAGAUCCGCAUGACUGGCUGGGCGUAUAGUGGAAGUGGCUGGCCGGAACGAGUCGAAGUCAGCAACGAUGGUGGCGGUGUUUGGUAUGAGGUGCCAUACGAGAACUUGAGCAAGAAAUACUACCAUGCCUGGCGCACGUGGUGGGUCGAUAUUCCAGUCGAUGCUGAGGGAUGGCUUGAAUUCUGCGUGCGUUGCUGGGAUGAUGCCUUGAAUACGCAACCCACGUUCGUGCGAAGUGCAUGGAACUGGGAUCUUCACGUGACAUCCUCAUGCCACCGCGUCAAGCUUUACAGCGUCAAUCGCACCAAACCCGCCACGAUGAAGCGUCUCAAGCAACUCGAAGACCACGGUGCUUCGAUUCAUCCCAUCACCAGGCCUUUGCCAUUUGAUCUCGAGACCGAGGAGGAAUACCUCGAGGAGAUGAAGAAGCGUGGAGGUCGCGAUCCGGAGGAGUAG